AUGGCAGAAGAAGAAUCUGCUGCCUCGCGGAAGUUUGUGAGGAAGGUGAUCCCCUCCGACAACUCCUGUUUGUUCAACUCCAUCGCCUACUGCAUGGCGCCAGUUGACAACAUCCACCAAACCAGUAGCGCCCUUGAGCUCCGUGAGCUCAUCUCGGCAGUGAUCUUGUCAGAUCCAGAAGAGUACUGCGAGGCUGUCUUGUCAAAGAGCAACCAAGAGUACAGUCACUGGAUACAGCAGUCUUCGAGCUGGGGAGGGGCCAUAGAGUGCAGCAUUCUUGCUGGUCACUUUCAAGUUGAGAUCUGCGCUAUCGACUGCCAGACUCUUCGCCUCUACAGAUUCGGGGAAGGCAGGGGUCUCUCGCGGAGGAUGUACCUCAUGUAUGAUGGGAUACACUACGAUGCGAUCUCAGAGCUCGAGGGUCGCAAGGAAGUGACUCUGUUCCGGGCUGAGGAGCUCGCCAUCGCCCUUGUCAAAACAUUUCGUGACAAGCGACAGUUCACAGACACCUCCAACUUCUCGCUUAGAUGCCUUGUGUGCGGCCAAGGGAUUCAGGGCAGUGACGGAGCACAGAAACAUGCGGCUGAGACAGGGCAUGGAAACUUCGCUGAGAACUGA
Molecule: messenger RNA, 618 nt
Organism: Guillardia theta CCMP2712
Lineage: Eukaryota; Cryptophyceae; Pyrenomonadales; Geminigeraceae
Exons: 4
Coding region: 1-618 (205 amino acids)
Biological process (GO): protein deubiquitination; endoplasmic reticulum unfolded protein response
Cellular component (GO): nucleus; cytosol
Molecular function (GO): cysteine-type deubiquitinase activity
Source: RefSeq, a predicted model, not a curated record